Coniophora puteana RWD-64-598 SS2 is the source of this 3582-nucleotide messenger RNA. RefSeq lists its product as uncharacterized. NCBI's taxonomy places the organism in Eukaryota, Fungi, Basidiomycota, Agaricomycetes, Boletales, Coniophoraceae. Gene Ontology annotation, cellular component: cytoplasm; membrane. The transcript has 5 exons. The record is from RefSeq and is a predicted model, not a curated record. Gene Ontology annotation, biological process: protein folding in endoplasmic reticulum. The coding region runs from base 184 to 3447 and encodes 1087 amino acids.
AUUCGCUGUUGAGGAGGUGGCGACGUGUCUGUCCCUUGAACUUGACUCUCAGCGUACUCGCACUCUCUGCUUUUUCAUGUCUCUCAUCCUCUCGUGAAUCCCGGUGGUCGCAUCUUCAUUUCUGAGUACAGCAGUCUCGCGUGUCAUCGACUUGACGUACCCGGUCGCACCGGCGUCUCUGCCAUGCACUCACUUUUUCUGCUUCCGCCUACUCUCCUCACCUUCCUCCUCGCCUCUCCUAUUCUAUUUGGACCCACCUCCAGCUAUGCUGCGUCUGCGGAGCCCACAUCCCACAAUGACCAGUUCCGCGAGAUCGCCAUUCGGAGAACGCCCGCCGACGCCAAUGCACCAGUUUGCUGCCUCAAGCCCCUCGAACCGCUCGAUUCCGUCGAGGAAGACAUACUUCUCUCGUUCGAGGAGUGGAAGGCGCGGCAGCUGCAAGAUGUCAACGCCUCCGGGCGUGCAACUUCGCGCUCCUCCCCUGGUCACGGCGCAGACACGGAGUACAACGACUCGCUCGCCAUUCUACCCCCGGGUGCUGGAAGCGGAAGCGAAGGUGCAGAGGGCCCCACGGCAGACGACCAGCAGCAGCAGCAGCAGCAGCAGCAGCAGCAGUACCUCCUCUCCCCGCACUUUCGCAUACCGCUGACAGACCGGUUCAACUACGCGUCCUUGGAUUGCUCCGCGCGCGUGCACGGUGCGCACCGCAGUGCCAAGUCCCCGCACGCCCUCCUGGAUGCGAAGAAGGACAAGUACAUGCUCUCUCCGUGCACGUCGCGCGCCCCUGCGGGAGAGAGGCAGUACGUGGUUGUGGAGCUGUGCGACGAUAUUAGGAUCGACACGGUGCAGCUUGCGAACUUUGAACUGUUUAGCGGGGUGUUCAAGGAGUUCAGUGUGUCUGUUGCGAAGACGUUUGUUGCGGGCGAUGGGGAGGGAUGGGUCCCGGUCGGAACGUAUAGGGCAAGGAAUGUGAGGGGACUGCAGUCCUUCCACCCACCGACGUCGCUAAGCGCCUUCUACCGCUUCAUCCGGAUCGACAUCCACUCGCACUACGGCAACGAGUUCUACUGCCCCAUCUCGCUCCUGCGCGUGUAUGGCCUCACGCACCUCGAGGAGUUCAAGUGGGAUGUCUGGGUCGAAGAGGCCGAGGAGCGCGCGGGCAUGCAGCGCGCUGCCGCGGCAGACGCGCAGGCACGCUUGGCUGUCGAGGCUGCGCCGUCCCCUGCUCUGGAAGACGCUGAGGCUGAAGCUGAGGCCCCAAGAACGGCGACUGCGUCGGACGAACAAGCCACAAUGACUGGGUCAGCAAACACUGACGGGACAGUACAGGGCCAGGAGGCGAUCUCGGCAGAGGCCCUCCCGGACGCGACGAGCAGCGACAAGACGGACCUGCUCACAUCGUUUAUGGAUGCGCUCGAGUCGGGGCUGCCGUCGCUCUCGGACAUACGCGCUGACUUGCACGCCACUACGCCCUAUAUCCCCGUUGAAGACUUUUCAACUACGAUAUCGUUAUCGACCAGCGAUGCUUAUGUUUCCUCGCCGGCGGUCACGGCUAGCGCGGAAGGGGGCGCGAGCGUGGUGUAUGCGCGGUCGGAAGAGGUGGCAGGCGCUGCGAGCGCGGUCGCGUCGACCGCAGAGAGCCUCGCGAGCGCGAUGGAGCAGGUGACAGCGGACGGCAUGCCCGGUUCGGCGGCUGUGCCCACACCUGGUUCGGCCGCGGGCGACCAGGGGCAUACGACCGCCGCUACUGCCGACAGCUCUGCGGUAGAGUCGGCGUCGUCUGGCUCUGUGACCUCGGGGUCGACGGCUACCGGUUCCUCGGUAUCCACCUCUCAGGAAUCGCAAACAACGCACUCUGUCUCUUCCACUCCGAGCCCCAGUUCGAGUUCCAGUACCACCUCGAUGCCGCACCCACCGCCGCCUGUCUUUGGUGGUGGCGGGGAGAGUAUUUAUCGGACGAUCAUGAAUCGGCUGACUGCGCUCGAGGCGAACCACAGCCUGUAUGCGCGCUAUGUCGAAGAGCAGACUACCGGCGUGCGAGAGGUGCUGAGGAGAAUGGGCGAGGAGAUGGGUCGGCUCGAAGGAUUGGGAAAGAUGCAGGCGCAGAUGUAUCAGCGAAGCGUGCACGAGUGGGAGCGGCAGCGGCUGAGGCUCGAGAUGGACCACGGGGAGCUGCUAGAGCGGGUAAAUUACCUUGCGGAUGAGAUUGUCCUCGAGAAACGUCUCGGCCUCGCUCAGCUCUGCCUUUUGCUCGCCGUGCUGGUCUUUAUGGGUCUCACUCGUGGCUCGAGGACUAUGGAUGCGGCGGAUUAUCGACGUAUCCUUCGCCACCAGGCCAACACGCCUUCUCGGUCAUCGUCGGUACGUGAAUGGGGUAGACGAAAGCUUAGCCUUAGUGGGCUUAGUCAUACGUUCGGCGCACCGGGGGAGUGGAUCAAACUUAGAAGUAGGACGCCGAGCAGGACGCCGAGCAGGGAAGAUGGGAUGAAGCAGAGGAGAGGUGUCGGGUUCGACUUGAGCGAGGACAAACUUCAGUUCCCGUCGCAGCCAAGUGUAAACGGGAAUAUAUCGGACGGCGUUGAAACGGGAUCAUCCACCGUUGACCAAGGGCAUCCGCCGGCCCUCGAUCGCCCUCCGAUAACCACUAAUCCCGCUGCGCAUCACUCGAGCCCGACGCUUGGACGCUCGUCAUCGUCUGAUGUAAACACUACGCCGGCUUACAUCCACCUGGCGGCAGAGAGCCAUACGACACAUCGGCCCGCCCUCGUGGCAUCUAUGGCUGUACCAGCAUCUGCCGUGGCAUCGUCCUCUAAGCGCUCAAGCUCUGGUCUACGUACACCUUUACGCAGUCACGCCCACCACGCCCACGCCCACGGCUCGCACAACGCGCACCAUCGCGCCGCAGACGUCUGGUCGCCAGGACUGGCACGCCCGCGACUCGUGCGCACCAGCUCGUCCGCGUCUGGGUCGGGCGCGGCGCAUCCCCUCCACGCCUCGACUUCGCUCGGAUCUGGGCUCGUCAACAUCGAUCGCUUUGCGACAGGGUCGGCGUUUGUACCGCGGAGCGCAAAGAAGUGGGCGCGGACGGCGCAUUUGCAUGAGGUCAAGCGCACUAUGCGGCCGGGUAAUGCCGGGCACAGGGAACGUGAGCGCGAGCGCGAGAGGGAGGUGGAGUCGGCGGGGAAAGGCAAGGAGCGGGAUAAGGAAAGUGACGCAGAGGAUGUUUUCGGUCCAACUAUAGCUUCUCAUGAACGGAAUGGCUCGGCGAUCAACCUCGCAAGUUUGGCGAAGGAGAAGGAAAAGAGGGUGCGCGUUGUCAGUGCAGGUACGAGCGAAGGCGACGCUGGGGCGGACACGGAUGCGUGGAUAGACACAGAUACCGAGACUGAUCUUGGGGAUGUCAACGGUAAGGUUGAGGACGAAGUUGAGGAGCCUGGUACGUCGUAGCGUUCGCUUGGCGCACGGCUGUCUUCUGUCUAGAGUACUGUAUGCUUUGUGCCAUCUUUUACGUUGGCUUAUUCUUGGCUUUUUGGAUGUUUUUACGGUUCACCACGUUCGUCGCUGCUGUUUUAUGCACUUAUC